This is a messenger RNA of Thunnus maccoyii (southern bluefin tuna), 2718 nucleotides long. Its product is annotated as WD repeat-containing protein 70. Gene Ontology annotation, cellular component: site of double-strand break; nucleus. The coding region runs from base 75 to 2021 and encodes 648 amino acids. Gene Ontology annotation, biological process: regulation of DNA double-strand break processing. NCBI's taxonomy places the organism in Eukaryota, Metazoa, Chordata, Actinopteri, Scombriformes, Scombridae. The transcript is spliced from 18 exons. Gene Ontology annotation, molecular function: protein binding. The record is from RefSeq and is a predicted model, not a curated record.
UCCUAGGAAAAAAUGUCGCCAACUGCCGCAACGAGAACUUCCGGAGGUUAAAGGUAAUCUUCGUAUUUGAAAACAUGGACCCCAACAGAGUGGAGGAAGCAUCAGGAAAGAUGAGUGGCGAUGGAGAUAUUUCAUCUGUCAUGGGAUUCUCUGGGUUUGGAAAGAAGGCCCGCACAUUUGACUUUGAUGCCAUUUUUGAACAGACCCGACGAACAGCCAUUGAGAGGAGUCAGCGUGCACUAGAGGAGAGACAGAUGACUCAGAUGGAGGAGAAAGGGGAAAGCUCCAAGUCAGUCAAGUCAUCAGUCCACGCACAGAGAAACAAAGCUGCGGCUGCUACUUCUAGAAAACAGGAGAGUGACAGCAGCAGUGACAGUGGUUCAGACUCUGACUCAGGCCUUAUUGGGCCUCCACCGCCUCCUCAACAUACAACCCAGGAUGAUGAUGAUGAGCUUGUGGGACCGCCUCUUCCACCAGGUUACACAGGCAGCACGGCUCACAGUGAUGAAGAAGAUGAAGAAGGGGAAGCACAAGAUGACGAUGAUGAUAACCCAGUGAAGAAGAUUCCAGACACUCAUGAGAUCACUCUGCAGCAUGGCACCAAGACAGUAUCGGCUCUUGGUUUAGACCCUUCUGGAGCCCGUCUGGUGACUGGUGGAUAUGAUUAUGAUGUGCGGUUCUGGGAUUUUGCUGGGAUGGACCAGGCUCUGCAGGCCUUCAGAUCCCUGCAGCCCUGUGAUUGCCAUCAGAUCAAGUCCCUGCAGUACAGCAUCACUGGUGAUGUCAUCUUGGUGGUCUCUGGCAACGCACAGGCCAAGGUGUUGGACCGUGAUGGAUUCAAUGUCAUGGAGUGUGUGAAGGGAGACCAGUACAUCGUGGAUAUGGCCAACACUAAGGGCCACACGGCUAUGCUGAAUUCUGGCUGCUGGCAUCCCAAGAUUAAAGAAGAGUUCAUGACGUGCUCCAAUGAUUGCACUGUGCGCACAUGGGACCUGAACUCAGAGAAGAAGCACAAGUCUGUGUUUAAACCCCGCUCCUUCCAGGGGAAGAAGGUCACCCCCACAUGCUGCACCUACAGCCGUGAUGGGAAGCUUGUUGCAGCAGGCUGCCAGGAUGGCACCAUACAGAUCUGGGACAGAAACCUCAGCGUCCACACAAAGUUCCAUUGUCGGCAAGCCCAUACUCCAGGAUCAGACACCUCCUGCCUCUCCUUUUCCUAUGAUGGCGUGACUUUAGCUUCACGUGGAGGUGAUGACACUCUGAAGAUGUGGGAUAUACGCAACUUCAGGAAGCCUGUAAAUGUUGCCACUGGACUGACCAACUACUUUGCUAUGACUGACUGCUGUUUUAGCCCAGAUGACAAGCUUCUUGUAACAGGGACCUCAGUGAAGAAAAAUGAGGGAAAUGGGAAGCUGGUUUUCUUUGACCGAACUUCCUUCCAGAGGGUCUAUGAGAUUGAAGUCACCGAUGCAAGUGUCGUCCGCUGCCUGUGGCACCCAAAACUCAACCAGAUAAUGGUGGGAACUGGUAAUGGACUGGCAAAAGUCUACUACGACCCCGUCAAAAGUCACAGGGGGGCUAAGCUGUGUGUAGUGAAGAGCAAGCGGAAAGAGAAACAAGCAGAGACGCUAACGCAAGAUUACAUCAUUACACCUCAUGCCUUACCCAUGUUCAGAGAGGCCCGACAGCGGAGUACUCGGAAACAGCUGGAGAAGGACAGACUUGAUCCCAAGAAGUCCCACAAACCUGAGCCUCCUGUGUCCGGACCAGGUCGUGGAGGCAGAGUCGCAGCUCAUGGUGGCACUCUAUCUUCAUUCAUUGUAAAGAACAUUGCUUUAGAUAAAUCAGAUGACAGUAACGCAAGAGAGGCCAUCCUCCGUCAUGCCAAGGACGCUUCUGAGAACCCUUACUGGGUCGCCCCAGCAUACAAAGAGACCCAACCAGAGCCUGUGUUUGCAGAGGAGUCAGAGGAGGAUGAGGAAGCUGACAAGGAACCAGAGUGGAAGAAGCGCAAGAUCUGAGGCUCUUCAAUAGCAGCUCAUCUUAUACAGGACAGCAGACAGGGUGGGCUUGUGGUUGGAUAUACAGCAGGUUAACCACAAGGUCUCAGGAUCAACCCCAAAACAGAGCCACUGUCAGAAACACUGCACAGGAGCAUCAAUUAAAUGGCUAAAUUGUCCAGUCUCUGUCCUCCCUUAAGGAGUCUUUUUAGAGCGUAUGUAUAGUAUUUAUGUGCGUGCUUCUGUGUUAAGGGGCAGCACAUAAACGUGCUCACUUUGCAGCAUAAUAUAAUAUAGGUUUAUGUUCCUCUCAUUGCAAUUCAUCAACCACUGGAAGAACUUGGCUUUUUAAUGUCUUUUUUUAUGAUAUGGACUUUAUUUUCAUCAUGUCUAUUGUCCUCUCCUCCCACAUCUUCCACAGUUUGCUAACGCCUCAUAAAUCAGCUCCAGAUUUUGUGGCCUGGUGCUGCUCAUCAGUUAUGAAAAACAGUUUGCUAGUUUGUAAAAAGUUAAUUGCAAAGAAGUAUAAAAAUUGCAGCCAAUUUUACGGCAGAAUUUUUUUUUAAAGGGUUUCGUGUUUUAAAGCUGUAUGGUUUUUGUUGGCUGUGAUACACAAAACAUCAUUCAAUCAUCUGAGAAUUCAGAUUUUUUCUACUUACUGUUUUCCAUCUCUGAACCUAAAUAAAGGAAUUUGUAUAUUCUUGUUAAAACAGUGAAA